Messenger RNA from Camponotus floridanus (Florida carpenter ant), 3782 nucleotides. Its product is annotated as chromatin assembly factor 1 subunit A-B. The record is from RefSeq and is a predicted model, not a curated record. Gene Ontology annotation, cellular component: nucleus; CAF-1 complex. Gene Ontology annotation, biological process: nucleosome assembly. The coding region runs from base 204 to 2981 and encodes 925 amino acids. Lineage: Eukaryota; Metazoa; Arthropoda; Insecta; Hymenoptera; Formicidae. The transcript has 10 exons.
ACCUUCGUCACACAUUUUCCCGCGGAUUUCAUUACGAUCGUGUGGUGCUGCUAAGUGUAGUCGAAGUUAAUUUCUAUCGUAUAAAUUGAUUAUUUUUUUAUCAAUGUUCCUUCGAAAUAUAUUUAUUUCGUUUGUGUAACAACAUAUUGUCCAUACAACCGACUAAAUUAUUCGUGUUUGCUCUAUAUUUAAAGAAAUAAAAGAUGGAUAUUUCAUUGGAGGAUGAUGAUUGUGCAGUAGAAGCAGUUAUACCUGCAAAGAAAAAGAAAAUGAAACAAGCACAACUGCCAUUUCAAAUAUCAAGUUCCUCUAAAUCACCAGAUAGUACAAACAAUAUGUCUAACAAGAAGAAGAGAAAAGUAAUAUCGCCAAUGGGAUCUAAAAAUUCUAAAAUAAUAAAACUUACAAUAAAAGAAAAUUCUGUCCCAAAUGUUUUUGAAGAUGAAAGAGAAAACAUAGAAGAGAAAAAACUAAAUAGUAGUGAUGAGAUUGAAAUAAUAAUACCAGAUGAAGAGAAAAAAAACUUGGAACAGAGUGAUCAAAAUGAAAAAAAAGUAGAAAGUGACACCACACCUAAAAAGAAUUUAGGAAUGAAUAAAAAAUUGAAUAGAUCUCAACAAAGACCUGGUGCCUUAACCAAAUUUCUUAAAAAGCUAGACAAGGAAACAGAAAAUGAUUUACAUGAAUUGAAAGAUAAACAAAAUUGCCAAGAUAUCUUUGUACAUAAAGAUGAAAAUGAAAUCUGUUUGAAUGAAAGUUCAAUCACACAAACAAAUGUUUCAUUGGAAAAUUCACCUCAAGAAAACAAACAAUUAAAAGAUGUCAAGCUUGUUAAUGAAAGCACAGAUUCUCUCUGUCAGAAAUCAGACUGUGAUGUUACUAUUUUAUCUUCGGAUGAAGAUCUAAGCGAAUUAGACAAAUCAACAUUAAGUGGAAAUGAAGUGGAAAUAAUAACUAGCAAAUCAGUAACUCCUGUCACUCCAAAAACCAACAAAGUUGCAAACAAGAAAACUAUAAAGCUAACACCAAAACAAUUAGAAAAAAGAGAAGAAAUUGCUAGAAGAAAAGAAGAAAAAUUAAGAUUAAAGAAGGAAAAAGAUAAGAAGCGGGAGGAAGAAAAAGAACAGAAAAAAAAAGAAAAAGAAUUGAAGGAGCUUAAGAAACAAAUGGAAAUUGAACAAAAACAAAAAGAAAAGGAAGCAAAAGAAGAAGAACGGAGAAAACGAGAAGAAGCUAAGGAAGAAGAGAAAAGAAGGAAAGAAGAGGAAAAGUUGGAAGCUGAACGCAAAAAGCAAAAGGCAGCUUCAAAUUUUGCUAGUUUUUUUGUUUCUAAGAAACAAGAAAUUAAAUUGGAGGAAGAGAGUGUUAUUGAAGUAAAAAAUUUUAUGCCUUUUGAAAUAAAGGCUGAUAUGAGAAUUGCGCCAGUCUGUCGAAGAAAAUUGACUGAAGAAGAAAAAUCGUUAUUAGAUAGAAAGUGCAACUUAGACGUACAAAAGUCUGAACUAUAUCUCGAAGAUAUUAAAAAAGGAAGGAUUAUACCUUGUACUUCCUCUAAAACGUGGCCACUCGAAGCGAAGGAUGAAGAUAUCAUUAUAUUAGACGAAGACAAUGAUGGCAGCUCCAACAUAAUAAACAACACGCAUAAAUUGGAAAAGCAUCGAGCGAAAUUGUUGCAGUUCAGCGAAAAUCGCCGUCCUCCAUAUUGGGGUACAUGGCGAAAACGAAGUAGUGUUCUAAAUUCUCGGCGACCGUUUGCAAAAGAGAAGAAUCUGUUUGAUUAUGAAAUUGAUUCCGACGAUGAAUGGGAAGAAGAAGAACCUGGCGAGUCUCUGAAAGGAUCUGACGAUGAGAAGGAUGAAGAAAAUCCGGAAGAAAACGAAUACGAUGUCGACAAUGAGUUUAUGGUGCCUCACGGAUACUUGUCCGAUGGUGAAGCUCAGGCUGACGAGGAAGAAAUGGAAGAUAUGUCGCCACAAACACAGAAGAUGAAAUUAAAGAUAUUAGGGGAACAAUUCGAAGCCGAAAGAAAUAUAAAGACACACAAACUUAAACCGAAAAUAAUUGGAUGCAUCUGGCAAGGAUCCGACAAUUCUUUCCCGGAAUUUGUCUCAGUGAAAAUAAAAGAGUUUUUAUUGGCACGACAAGCUUGGAUCAACAAUAUACCGAUAGUAUUUCCAUCAUCGACAUCUGAGGAAGACAUCUCGGCUGGAACGGAAUGCAAAACACCGACUCAACAAUCUGUGAGAGGUCCAAAGAAAACAAAGUUUCCCGAUGAAGCUUUGCCCGAUUUAAUCCGAUUGUUGCACGGAAAUACAAACGGCAGGCGUUUUCUCAUGAAAGAAUUUAUGACAUUCUGGAGCAAAAAUGGCGGAAGUCAGCUUUCGAAAGUUAGCGUGUUAUCAAAGAUCAAUGAAAUUGCUAAUAGGAUUGCGUGUCCUGAAGAAGGACCGAUGCAUCUUAAAUCUUGUUGGUAUGUUUCCGAAGACAUCCGGAAGCAGUAUCUUCCUGAUAACAAGUUGUCAUUGCCGAAUAGUUGGACAUAUAUCUUAACGCCGAAUCGAAAAGGCGAUACGCAAGACGUUACAAUCGACAAGACUGAAAAAGAGGAGAAAGAAAAGAAACAUAUACCACUCAUUACUCAAUUUACUAAGAAAAUCACGCAAGAGGAAAUGAAAAAACAAUUGACAAAACCUGAGCAGGAAGAAAUGAAAAAACAAUUGUUAGUGAAACCCGACCAAAUUCCAGUCUUGUCAAAAUUACCUCCACUACAAAGACCACCUAAACGAGCGAUUCUACUCUCUGUCGGUAGAGGAGAACAAUUUCCGGAAAAAUCUCGGGAGAAUAUGUUAGCUAAAUUUAUCGGUCUCAAUAAAAGAAAAGAGGAGAAAGCAUCGAGUAGCGAAAAAAUGAUUAUCGACUCAGAUGAUGUCUUAUUCGCGAAAAAUAUUGACACGCGCGAACAAGAUGAAUCGAAAGAGUGAUAAAAGCGGAUCUAAAAGAUUUGAAGCGCAUUGAUGAUUAUCAUCGAUUAUUGCGUAGAAAAUAGAUAAUCGAUUUGGAAAAUAAAAUGUAAAUAACAAGGAUGACAAAUAAUUAUAUAAUUAGUCACAAACAAAAAAUUUUGCUAAUGUGAGUGAUAACUUUUUCGAUUAAAAGUAAUGUGAAAAAAAUAAAAAAGAGAACGCAUCUAUAGACAUCUAGGCUUCUACAGACACAUUUCAUUUAUUAUUCUAUUUGAAAAAAAAAAAUUUAUUUACUCGAUCAUCAAUAUAUUAAUAAUAUACUCAAUUUAUGAACUAAUACUUCACAUGUACAAAGCUUUAAAGAAUUAUUUUUUAACACAACAUUAUAUGACUGGAGUAUCACGUGAUUGGAAACAGUAUAUGUUUUCGAUAUAAACUUACAUAUUACUUUAGAAUAAUUAUGAUGUUUUACAGAUAUAUAAAGUUUUAUUCAUCUGACUAUCUAGUUACUUAAAUAUUUUUUGACAAAAUUUAGUUUUCUUCAAGAACAGUCAUCAAUUAUGGAAAAAAUCGUUCAUAAAAAAGUUGUCAUAUUAUAUUUAUAAGCUUUAACUGAUGUUAAGAGAGAGAUUUAAUUUUACUACUUGUUUCUAUUUAAGUUUCAUGUGGUAUAGCUCGUCUCCUUCUUAGAAAUAAUAGAUUAUAUUAAUUCGCGCGAAACUGCCAGAUAAUCAUGUGGGUGCAACAAUUUGCCCAUAUAAAACUUCCGUGCCUUCACUCUAUGUGAUAUAAGAUUUUUUAUAAUUAGAUCUAUUAUGU